AUGAGCUUGGUCUAUCCACUCCUGCGGCUCCCGUGCCGCUGCGCCCUCGCGUCGGCGCCGCGGGCCGCCGCGGCGUCGGUGGUGUCGGCCUCGGCCUCGGCCUCGGCGGUGGACGGCGGGGGCGGGGACGGGGAGCUGACGGCGCGGGAGAGGAGGGAGAGGCGGAGGGAGGCGAGGGAGCUCAAGGCGCGGGACUGGAAGGAGGAGGUGGAGGAGCGGCUCAUCCACGAGCCGGCGCGGCGGCGGAAGAAGCCGCCGAAGCGGACGUGGCGGGAGGAGCUCAACCUCGACUUCCUCGCCGAGCACGGCCCCCAGUGGUGGCUCGUGCGCGUCUCCAUGGCGCCCGGCACCGACUACGUCGACCUCAUCACCAAGGCCGUCGCCCGCCGCUUCUCCGAGGUCUCCUUCAAGAUUUACAAUCCUGCAAUCCAAGUGAAGAAGAGGCUGAAAAGUGGUUUGAUCAGUACCAAGUCAAAACCUCUGCAUCCUGGGCUGGUCUUUCUGUACUGCACCUUAAACAAGGAGCUUCAUGAUUUCAUCAGAGACACCGAAGGUUGUUAUGGUUUCAUUGGAGCUACAAGAGGUUCCAUUAAAAGGCAGAUUAAGAAGCCUAAACCUAUUCCAGUUGAAGAGGUCGAAUCAAUUAUUAAAAAGGAGAAGGAGGAACAAGAGAAAGCUGACAAAGAAUUUGAAGACCUGGAAAACUGGGAUAAGGGGUCUUUUGGUAAACCCGUUGAAGACUCUGAACUUAUGUUAAUUAAUAAGAUCAAGAAACAAGUCAAGAAAUCAACUUCAAAAGGUGCCUCCAGCAACGACACUUUUACGCUUGGUGCCAGUGUUCAUGUUCUCUCCGGGCCGUUUGCAGGCUUCACUGGCUCUCUUCUGGAAGUAAAUCGCAAAAAUAAGAAGGUUACUGUCCAGAUGACACUUUUUGGCAAGGAGAGCUUUGUAGAUCUAGAUUUUGAUCAAAUUGAGGCACUGAAUACUUAA
Messenger RNA from Triticum turgidum subsp. durum (durum wheat), 990 nucleotides. NCBI's taxonomy places the organism in Eukaryota, Viridiplantae, Streptophyta, Magnoliopsida, Poales, Poaceae. The record is from the annotation of a GenBank genome assembly.